This is a messenger RNA of Cetraspora pellucida, 3849 nucleotides long. Lineage: Eukaryota; Fungi; Glomeromycota; Glomeromycetes; Diversisporales; Gigasporaceae. The record is from the annotation of a GenBank genome assembly.
AUGAGUAAAGAAAAUAAUGAUGCAACAAAGCCGAAAGACACAAACUUUUCAGCUAAAUCAUUGCACGGCUUAGAUAAGAAAAGAGACCUGAUAACGGCAAGAAAUAGUUGUCUUCAAAUAUCACAAAACAAAACUACACUUUUGCCAUUGAGACCUCCAUCUUCCAAAUUCUCCGGAUUAAAUUAUUCAUCAAAAUCAGCAUCUUCCGUCGAAUCUAGCAUUAAAUACUUUGAAAAACUAGCUUCCAAAGUUAUUCCUAUUAAUGAAGAAAAAACAAAACCCAUGCCAUUAUCAAUCAUGCAACCUAAACUUGAAAGGAGGAAAAUGUAUAGUCUUCCAAAUGCACCGGAUGCCUCGAGUUUUUUUGUUAAUCACGAUUUUUCUGUCGCGUUUUUAGAAAAACAGUCAUCAAACGCAAAAAAAUUGCCUCAAAACCUAACAUCCGUGAAUUUGCAUACAACAAUUGACAGAUCAAACAUUGAAUCUGCGGUAGAAUUUAAAGAUAAAAAAACAAUAAAAUCAAUGAACAAAUCAUCGUCACUUUCGAUUUUGCCUAAAAGCGAAACAGUUCAACAUCCUAUUUCAACAUUUGGGUCAAUGUUAUCUGCUACGUCAGCAAUUAAUAAACCUACAACUGUUCCUCAAUCUGACAAACCAAUAGCUUCUUCAAAGAACGAUGUUAGAUUAUCAACUAUAUUUAAUAAUAUUUCCUCACCAAUAUCUACGAGUAAUUCAAGUGUAAGCGAAUCAUUACGGGAUUCUCCAAAUCUCACUAAUCAAGAAGAUUCUGGUAAACAAAGAGGUCGGAGAAUUGCCAGACUAAGAAAAAAUUUUGAAAAAAAAUGUGUGGCAAAUAUUGCCAACAUGCUAGAUCUCCCAAAAGUAGGUAUCAAAGAUUUACAUUACGACACUCAACAACAUAUUGACAAUAAAAGUCAUGUUUUAUUUCAAAUCGGGCCUUUAUUCGCAAAAGUUGAAUGUAUGUAUCAUCCAUCCCCAAUUUUACAAAAAGAUCCUCGAAUAAAUGGAUCAUUCCUUACUUUUUCUCGCAUUGAACAUGCUCAAAAUCCUAACGUGAAUAAUUGGUUUGAAGAUGGACAAAGAAUUAUAUUGCAAUCUAGUCAGAUAGGUCAAACUGAAAAAGUGCCAUCAUUAUAUGAAAUGUUAAAUGACCAAUUUUUGGUGGACUUAUUUCGGAAUGAAAAUGGAAUUGUUCAAUUUGUUCUUGUAUAUUUAUUUACUAAAAAAUAUUUGUUUACAAAAUUGAUACGAUUUUGUAAUUCUAUAAUUCAAGAAAAUAUUGAUUUGGCCUCUUAUAGAUUAGAAAAGAUUGCAAAUUAUAGGAAAAAAGAUCUAUUGGUUAUUGUUAGUGAAGACAGAAAAAAAGACUUUGAAGAACUUGGAUACGAGGCUUGUUCCGAAAAUUGGGCUUCUGAUGUUAAACUUUGUGGAAAUAAUGUUUUGUUGUGUAAAAGAGUUGGAUAUACCAGUGAUGGAAUUCAAAGAUAUGACUCUGUUCAUUAUAGAUGUUAUUCUUCAAUUAAAGGUGAUUCAAUCUCAAAAACAAGGAAUAUCGGUAUAAUUGCUCAUAUAGAUGCUGGCAAGACGACUACUACUGAACGUAUGCUAUAUUAUGCUGGAUACACUAGAAGAAUUGGAGAUGUAGAUGAUGGAACUACUGUGAUGGACUAUAUGAAACAAGAACGCGAAAGAGGCAUUACUAUCACUUCAGCAACAAUAACAUUCGCAUGGCGCAAUUAUCGUAUAAAUCUAAUAGAUACCCCAGGUCAUGUGGAUUUUACAGUGGAAGUGGAACGCAGUAUACGUGUUCUUGAUGGCGCUGUAACAGUUUUGGAUGCUGUUGCUGGUGUUGAGGCACAAACCCAAACAGUUUGGACACAAGCGAAUCGUUAUAAUGUUCCUAGAAUAGCCUAUGUUAAUAAAAUGGACAGAGUUGGUGCUAGAUUUGGUAGAACCGUUAGGGAAAUGAGAUACAAGCUGGGAGCAAGGCCUUUGGUUUGUCAAAUUCCUGUUAUGCGAAAAGAUAAUCGUAGUUUGUUUUGUGGUAUUGUUGAUCUGUUAGAUAUGCAUAUAUUAGAUUGGAAUAAAGAUCCUAAAGGGUCUAUUAUAACCAGGACUCCACUAACUGAUAAACACCCCAUGGUGGGAUUAUAUGACGAAGCGAAAAGAGGUCGUUCAAGUUUAAUAGAAGCUUUGUCAGAAAUGGAUGACAAUAUGCUAGAUUUAUUUUUAUCUACAGAAGAUCAUAUGAAAAUUUCUGUGGAAGAUACAAAGCAGGCAUUACGUAGAGUAACGCUGAAUGGAAAAGCUGUACCAGUUUUUUGUGGAGCAUCUUUUCGAAACAUUGGUGUACAGCCUUUGAUGGACGCCGUGGUUGAUUAUCUUCCUUCUCCUCUGGAUCGUCCUUCUCCGAUUGCAAGCUUAUCUGGUGAUGAAUCUGUUGAAAUCGUUCCAAAAGAGAGCGAAAAGUUAUGUGCACUUGCGUUUAAAGUUGUACAUGACAACAAACGUGGCCCAAUGGUUUUUGUGAGAGUAUAUUCAGGUGAAAAAAUGAGUAAAUUAGACAAUAAUAUGACAUUAUAUAAUACAAAUACUUGCCAUAAAGAACGUGUAAACAAGUUGCUUCAAGUGUAUUCAAAUGAUGUAGAAGAAAUUCCAUUAAUCAAGGCGGGUAACAUUGGUGUAAUAAUUGGUCUUAAAGAAACAAGAACGGGUGAUACAUUGAUUCAAUUUAAUGACUCUCGGAAAAGUCUUCGACUACAAAACAUUGAUAUUCCUGCACCAGUGUUUUUUCGCGUGGUAGAGGCUGCUGGUAUUUCUGAAGAAAAACCUCUAGAAGAAGCUCUUAAAAGUAUAUUAAGAGAAGACCCCUCUCUUCAUGUGUAUAUUGAUCCAGAUUCUGGGCAAACUUUGAUAAGUGGUAUGGGUGAACUUCAUUUAGAGAUCGUCAAAGACCGUUUGUUAAAUGAUUUUAAAGUCAAAGCAGAGUUGGGAAAAAUGCGAAUAUCAUAUAGAGAGACUGUUACUGAAAAAAUAGAUUAUACAUACCUAUAUGAACGCGAAAUUAUGGGUAAGAGGGUAAGAGCUCAAAUUGCCUUGAUUAUUACUCCACUCCACGAGAAUGAUCAAGGAUCAUCUAAAGAAGGUGGAAAUAGAAUCACUUUAAACCUUACAAAAAAAACAAUUGUGUUGGAUGAAAUAGAUCAGUCUAUAAAUAAUCAAGGAACAAAUGAAUUAGUAAAAUUAUCUAUUGAGGACAUCUCUAAUGCCGUGUAUACUGGAAUAAUAUCUGGUUUAUAUCGAGGUCCGAUGCUUGGUUUUCCCAUCACAGGGCUUUCGAUAAAUGUAUAUUCGUUACGUUUAUUUGGUACAGAAUCGACUAAAAUUGCAAUUAGCACGUGUGCCUCGCAGGCUUUGACUAAUGCAUUAAAAGAUAGAAACCUUGUAUUACUCGAGCCCUUAAUGAAUGUAAAUAUUGAUGUACCUGAAGAAUAUUUAGGUGUGGUUCUUGGAGAUAUAACCGGAACACGUCGCGGAAAUGUUUUGGCACUUGAAACGUCUGAAAGCGCAUUCGAUAAUUUUGAUCAUAAUAUUGAAAUAUAUGUUCCAUCAGAUUCUACAUUCGUUUCUUCUAGUAAUGAUACAAUUGUUAACCCCAAAAGAGUCAUACGUGCGCAUGUUCCGUUAUCUACCAUGUUGGGAUAUUCUUCUUCGUUAAGGUCGUUGACAGGUGGAACAGCAACUUUUGAUAUGAGGAUACAUUCUUUUGGGAUUAUGAAUGAUGAUCGAGCAAAAGCCGUUAUUCGUGAGAUGCAAGGUGCCUUCUGA